Molecule: messenger RNA, 9790 nt
Organism: Paramuricea clavata
Lineage: Eukaryota; Metazoa; Cnidaria; Anthozoa; Malacalcyonacea; Plexauridae
Source: the annotation of a GenBank genome assembly
AUAACAUUUGACAUAAGCACAAGCUUAAGGCACAAGCCUCUAAGCAUUUAAGCUACGGGAAACAAAAGAAAAUUGUGUCCGCCUUGUGUUUUUAAAUCCCAAAGGUAAAAUGUGUUUUUUUUGUAUUCCAGUUUGUGGUUAUCUCGUUCCUGUGAACUAGGUUUCAGUGUUGUUCAAAAUAAGUAAUUUCAGAAGGGAUUUUCAAUCAACGAUAAGACAAUGAGCAUCCAGUACGUCAGUUGUGACUGAAUAGCGUUAUAAUUUUUUUUAUAAUUUUGCAAAGGUUCAUACACAAACAAUGCAUUAAAUCGUGUAAUCAUGCAUGUCUGAGCACAUACAUCUCCGGAACAUUUUUUGUCAUUUCAAUUUCGUACUAGCUGGUGUCAAAAGGAGGUGGCGAAACAACAUUUCAAAAUGUAUUCACAAAGGUUAGUUGAUUUCAAUUAAUAACAUUUACCAGUCCCGUUUACUUGUAGAGCUAUACAUCAGAUAACACGAGGAAAAAGUCGUUUUGACAUUUAAACACAAUACCCUUGAGUGAAAAUCUAUGCUGUCGAACGAAAAGGAAGAGAGUUAGAUGCUAGAUAUAUAUAUGUAUCUUCCCAAUAUCAAUUUUUCUACAUUAUUCAGUAUGAUGUAUUCGUUCAAACAGCGCCAGUUGGCAAAUUAGCUUCAUUCCUCGGGUAUGGAUAAACUCGUAACCGUCCUCAAAUUAGCAAGAUCUCGCAUGUAACCACAGAACAGUAUAAAGACAUAAAGAUUACUUUGACGGCAAAAUAUGCUAUAAAACAUUUCGUAAAUGAUCGCCCGGAAUUAUCAACUUCAGAAGACGAAUUACGCCCAGAUUAUAAAAAGGCGUGAUAUAGACCCAAAAUCAUCAUUCCUGAGGUUCAAUAUUAAAUCGGUUACGUAGCCUCGGGGAAGAGUGUUCAGGGAACGCGUUAGUUCUUUACGUUUGUUUGAUAUUGAUGACCACACUUGUGAGCGACUAUUAGGAACCGUUAACGCUGACGAUUAAUGGUUUCCAUGCUUUCAGCCAUGUGCAAUCAACUGACCAAAAUAGAGACCGAUUCGAGAUCGACCGAUUCACGCGUUACAACAUAAAGCUAAUACAGUGGCGUAAUUAGAGCGUUAAUUGUGGGGGGGGGGUAUAUUCAUGUAUUCGUGUUCUGCCCGACUAAUUUCUUUCGAAAUGAACUUAAAAACAAAGAAAUUUAAAAGAAAUUCGUCGGGCGGAACACGAAUAUACUAAUAUACCCCCCCCCCCCCAAUUAACGCUCUAGUUACGCCUCUGAGCUAAUACCAUCCUUGAUAAGCUGGCAUUUCUGCGCUCAUUAGCCCUACUUCAUUUGGUUUUUGUGCAUGCACACGCCGGUUUUGAGAUCGCUUUUAUUUAAACGAUCUCAAUUAAAGAGUGCUAAAAGUUAACGGCCAUUUGGAACAUUUCAACACUAUACUAAUUGUUUUUCGAACAGACAACAUUCAAAAAUGGAGUUCUGUGGUCACUGCAACUAUACGAAUUAUUAUGAAUUGAUUGAAAAUGUGUAAAUCUUCGUACAGUAUGUAUAUUCAGAAUCAAUUGCUUCUUCUAGUCCAACUUAGGGACCGGUCAUUAUUUAUGGAAGGGGGGGGGAGGGAGAAAUAAGGGGGCAUAUCUAUAAUAUAAAUGACUGGAAGGGGUGACCUAUUAUAUUUUAUCUAGAAAAUGAGGGGUGGUGCAAUUAAAUUUGAAGGAAUUUGCUUAAUAGGCGUGGUAUCCAUUUAGUUGUAAAUGUUGCGACCAAAUCAUGAUUGAUCACUGAUGUGAAAUAGUUUGGAUUUAUCUUGUCUUCUGUGUGCUGUAUGAAAACCAGUCUUUACUGAUUGUAGAGAUAAAUUGACGAUGUAUUAUUACAUCAGAUAUCUUAAUGUGGUUAAAUACAUUUACGCAAGGUUAACGGCGGAUGUAUUACUGUACGCAGGCCACAUCGGCUGAGGGGAGUCUGUGACAUCAUAUCGAUCACAGAGGGUUGUUUAGCACGUUGUAAUCAGUGCUUCGAUCUGGGUAUUCAUUCUGCCAUUGUAUGCUUUGCCUAGCUGCAGCAAGUUUAGCGCUUAGAUACCUUUUCCCUAAAACCCACCCAUGUUUAUUCUAGAGGAUUUUCUCCGGUAGUAUGUCAUUUUAUUAGAUAGUAUAUCAUAUAGACCACUAUACCUUGUAUUUCGUUUCCACUGACUUGUCAGUGGACUGGUGCCGGAGGUAUGCCUUGACAGAAUUGUCAUGGCUAUCUUCUUUUGAUGCUAAUAUUACUGAUUGUUACUUUCAUUGUUGCUGCGCAGCUGCUAUGGCAAUACUUCGUGCCAUCAAGUCUAUAGUCGCAGCCUUGGACCACAAACGGCACCUGCCUCCAAAGAGCAAUACUCUGCCGUUAAACAUGGUUACAAUAGCCCGGACGGACCAAAUGGAAACCUGAUUUUAGUGUUACAUAUGAAAAUACUCCUAUUUUAAUUAUAAUUUUCUGCUAAUAUAUAUUUUUGGUCGACGUUAAUAUCUUGUCAGUUGCAUAUUCGUAUGCAAUAAUUAACACUAUAACGCCUGGGAAUCCAUCCCCAUUUGACGAGUAAAAAUGAAAAUGGGGGGGGGUCAAAGAAAAAUAUUCUAAUAUGCAGGGGGGUCAUGAUUAAAUUUCUUCUCUUUUAAGAGGGGGUUUCAAUUUUAAAAAUUUAGGAAAGAAACAUGUCCCCUCGCCCGUUCCAUACAUAAUAACCGGUCGCUUAUUACAAUUUUGUUCCGACAGCGAAAAAAAUCACACUUACUAUUGGUAUAUUCAUUGAACGUUCCUAAUUUAUAUCAACAUUAAAAAAAGUUUAAUUAAUGUUAAUUUGCACACCUCGCGUAUAUUGUUUAAAUUGUAUUUGAAUUGCAGGGAAAUAAUAAACAAGCUCAUCAAAACUAGAAACAUCAAGAUUGUCUUAAUUUUACAAUCGUUCAUCACCACCAUCGCCAUCAUCUACAUGAUGAUACAGACAUCAAAUUUGGAUCAAAUCUCAAUAUUGGAAGGUAACAUGUAAACCCAUGCAUUGUACUCUAUAAUUGAGGUAUGAAUGGUGCAUCUAUUUUCCUGCAGAAUGAAGGCAAUGCCGGCAAUAUUGGCGUGAUUGGCAUGCACAAUCUAUUGCAUGUGAUGUUGCACAGGACGAAAAAAUAGAUUUGCUUCAACUUUGCAUGCAACCCCCUGCAAAGGUACCAUUGCCGUAAUCGCAUCAAAUUUGCUAUUGCGCAAAUUUUGUUCAAAUUUGGAAAGCAAAUUGGUAAAUAAAUUUUUACCCUCAUAUUGGUAAAUACAAUUCUCUUUUUUGAGAGGGAAUGGGUAUAGGAUAAAUUUGGCUCAAAUUUGUGGGUAUUUUCGUCCAUAAUUUGGUUUCUAAAUUUGCCAAAAUAUUUGCAACCUUGCAAAUUUGAUGCGAUUACGGCAAUGGCACCUUUGCACCGGGUUGCAAAGCCUAGUGCAAAUCUGUUUUUUCGCCCUGUGUUGCCGACUCUUUAUACGUUAAUUCUUAAAAUUAUUUUUAUAGGAAACUACAGGCAUUGUGGUGUAAAAGAUUGCUUUCCAGUCUCCCCUUUUCGCCUUAAAUUUUCCAGUGAAUAACUAAUGUGUCGUGUAAAUAUAGGCGCAAGAAGUCUUUUUGUUUGAAUGGCGGAAUGAUUUGAAAACAGCGCAGAUAUGUCACAAUAGACAAUUUCCAUCAUAGACUAAUUAUAAAACUAGGCAAGGAGAUGCAAAUAAAUCACAACAGCUAGAAAGAGCAUACUUAUAUAAAAAUAGUAAAAUUGCAAGGUUUGGUUGCGAAAUGUUCUAAUUAAAAAAUGCAGAAAAUAUCGCCUUGCAAAUUUGCAAAUUUUGUAUACUUUUUUAUUGCGAGCGGAAAUUCCUACCACAUUUGUAAAGUUAUAUUUUCCGCAAUUUUACUAAUUUUAGUAUGCUCUUUCUAGCUGUGGCGAUUUGUUUGCAUUUCCUUGUCUAGUUUUAAAAUUAGUCUAUAAUGGGAAUUGUAUAUUUAGCCGUCGCGGCACACUGCCACGCCUGUGUGAAAUUGUUUGAAAACAUCACUUUUACCGCAACAAUUUGAGCACGGAAGUACAUGGUAUCGUGCAGUGAUACCGUCUUUGUCUUUUACAACUUUAGUAUUUUUUCGUUAAUUUCUUAUUAUAUUUCAAUUUUUUUAUCAUUGUUCUAUUAUUUUUUAUCUCUAACGGCUUAGUGUAAACAGACGUAGAACGUAACGUCGUCAUUUCGCUCCGGCGUAGUUUAACGUACUACGUAGUCUUGAUAAAACAAAGGCGACGAGAGUCGGUGCGAGACCUAUUAUUUAGACAUGUCUACUCGUUAAUUAGUUAGAAACUCAGCGUUUACGUGUCAUGGAAGUGUUAAAAGUUCCGUCUAGAGCUAAUACGUGCCUUGUCCUCCUUUCAGUAACUUCAGAAACAUUCUGAUCACGUCAAAAGGGCGUAGCGACUAGGGAGUGUCUCAUCACGGGUGUUGGGGGAGGGAGUUCCUGCCUUAGUUUUGGUGAGGAAAUCUACGUGACUUUUGCAAGGUUCAUUCGAGCUCGAGAUCCAUGCUAUAUGUUCUCAACAUUCUCAAGAAAUAAGUUGUUGUCAAGUACUCUCUGCUCCCCUUCGUUCAAGCAACACCAUGCAACCAAUAUACGGACGCAGUUGGUUUCAUUUUUAUGUAUAUAGUAGAUGCACGACCCAUCUUAUUUUUCACUACAUGCCGUAGUUAUGCUACAUUAUUAUUACUGAUAGAGCGAGCGAAUGCAGGAUGCCAAGGCUGCUGUACGAUGAGGAGAGAAAGUCUGGAUGCCAUUACAAGUGAACCACAGUUAUCUGAAAAACUUCAUAAAAUUUCUCGAGCUAUCAGAAAUUAUGAAAUACCAGACUAUAUCUUAAAGAUACUUCAUGAGGGUGAGAGAAAAUUGGAGGAAUUUGAAAAUGAAUUGGAGCGAUUGAAACAAGUAAGGUGUUGCUUUCAACUAUAUCAUUUGUGUAACACUGCGAGCCAUGCGCCCUCUAUUUUAGCCAUUUGUGUCAAUAGAAAUGUUUACCCUCACUCAUUUGACACGACUAAAAUUGGUUGUAAAACAGAAGAAAAUUUUAAAUUCACUUUUAAUAAUCUUACUCCUCUACGGAUCUUUCAUAUCUUCCCUUGAAGUUUUUUGACUGAAACCAACGAGCUGUCUGCAAUGUUGCAGUUUAAAUCUGGUUGGCGUAUUGAACCCAAGAGCGCCGGAAUCACCAUGAAGCGAUGGGUACUAGUUUUAAGGGAGGAAUGUUCGCUAAAAUUUCAAACUUCUAAGACCUAAAUAUUUCAUGAUUUUCAUGAUUUAAAUAACAGUGUAAAAAGUUUUAAAAGAAAAAAUUUUUUAAAAAGUUAGAUUUUCAAAAAAAUUUAAAAAGUUAGAUUAGGGUUAGGGGUUAGUGGUUAGGGUUGGGGUUGGGGUUGGGGUUGGGUUAGUGUUAGCGGUUAGAUGCCGUCAAUUUAACGCGAAUUUAUCAUAAUUAGAGCUCAUGCUGUGUAAGAAAGGCAAGCUGCCGCUUUUGCUUGUGGAUCCAACACAUAGCCGUUUUAUCUUUUAAAAGGCUCCUGAACCACGACUGUUUAACGUGUUGUACCGUAGCAAAUAACAGUUGAGCAUGUUUUGAAGUGUUAUUGUUAAAAUCAUCGUCCAACUUCAAAGCUGCAAUGCCAUAGUAGCCUCAGCUAUCUGGUCUUGAAUUAUACUUUCAACAAGACGCCCGUAUGUUUAUUUUAAUGAAUAUAUUUUGCGUGUUUCUACAAUACAUAUGGAGACAUUGUAAUAACAACUGUCCCAAGUGCUUUUAAAAUAACGCUAGCCGGCAAGCCAAGGGGCUCUAUUAAUGAAACACCCUUGUGCUAUUAAGCAGACUCUAUUUUUACACAAAAACACGUAUUGAUUAGAAUAACUUACCAUAUAUCAUCAACCUCGUACCCAGAGCUUCUGCGCUUAUUGUUCUCUCUCUCUCUCUUCUGAGAGCAAUAUAUAAGCGCAGAAGCCAUGGGUACGAGGUUGAUAUAUCAUUUGUUAGAUUUAUCUGGCUUAAGCCAACUUCGAGAACACUGGAAACCAGGCUUAAGCAAAUAUAUUCAAAUUUAUGGCAAGUCCACAUUUAAUAGACCCCUCCCCUUCUAGCCAUUUAUUUAUGCUCAUUGCCCCCAUCUUUUGCCCCUCCCCGCCAUCCUCUUCCAUAAAUAAGGACUGGUCCCUAACUGCAGGGAAAAUAUGUGCACUUCACAGAACAUUUAUAACAAUUUUUAUAUAUUACUUUCGCCUGAUCAGGCUGGGUAACCACAACAGAAGUUACCAAUAGGCCCUUUCAAGGUAUCUUGCAUGUCAGGCUCGAUGCUUGAAAUAGAGACUGAAGUCAAUAAAAAGUGGAUAGUGAUUUGGAUGCACGAAAAUAACAACCAAUCAAAAGGGCGAUUGUUAAUUAUGUAUCAGUCAAUUCCAGCAUAAGUGCCCAUCCCCCACAGCUCCGAGUGACUAAAUGACUAAUUAACAAUUGGUAAAUAGUGUUCACAAGCCAUUUGCAAACGAAUUCAAUAUCUUGUCCAGGAAUAUCUGCCAAAUUCGCCAUGAUGGAAAACAUCGAAAUACUCACCCCAGGGGUAAAAAUAUCGGCAAUAGCCGCACCCCCGGGAUUAGGAAAAGCUUCAAAGGCCCGGAGGUGGGGGGAUGGAAACUGCUGGAAUUGCCUGAAGGGGUAUUAGAUUAUCAAAGGUGAUUUAUAAUCUGACAAUGACGGCAAUCUUUUCCGCCAAUAUCUCAAACAUAAAUAUUCCAAUUUUCAUUAAAUGGCCAGGAAUUACAUAGUACAAGUACGGAACAUUCAUUACGUAAACAACAAUUUCAUAUUACCUUAAAAAGCAAAGCUAUUUAUUUCUGACCAAUGGGAAUUUUGCGUACGAAAUCAAAUGCAUAAGUUCACUUUUUAUUGACCUCAGAAGCAUGCUUUAUUUCAAGCAUAUAUCCUGACACGCCAGUUACUUUUAAUAACCCAUUAAGUUGCAUUCCUCCCCUACUUAAUUUCAAUAUAUUGUUUUCACCAUUGUGUUUACAACCCUUGCAAGUUUACCUAUAGGGAAUUCCAUUGUGUUUGUAGCCCUUGCACUAUUGUGUUUCAUUGUGGCAUCUUGAACUUGAAACUUGAAAGAACCUAUUACUGUGCCCCCCGUUAAAAUUUCCCCGUUAGGAACACAAUACAUUGAUCAUGAAGUGACUGAAAUAUUACAGAUUUACAAGCCAGACAACCAGCGGCAAAGUUUAAAUUUCACACAAGUAGUGAUCAAUGAUGAUCACUGUGGUUGUAUUUCGGUCUUGUUAGGCUACACCAUGUUCUUUUGCAUGACCGCCUAUCCGCAUCAGGAUUAUUUUCAUCAAGAGCCGUAGAGAAAGUGUCCAAAUACUAACGGGAAUUUGCGAAUUUUAAUAUUGUUGCGAUUUGCAAAGGUUACCGUUCAAACUUUGUAAAAUUGAAAAUUGUGAACUGUUGUCCUUUAUUUGAAGGUUAUAGCCUUCCAAGUUUACUCACAUAUAAUGACUUUCGCUUUCUGGUUCAUCGGAAAACGUUUAAGUUUCAUCGGAAAAAUAAAAAAUAUAUGUACAAAAUCGAAAAAAUUGAUACUAAAUUCGCUCGGAGUAAGCGGCCAUCUUGAAGCCAGCGACGAAUACAUAUUAAUGAGGUAAUUUUUAUUUUUUUAUUACGGACGUAAUGUUCAUUUUGUGGCUAACGAUCCAAGAUCCGACACAAAUGCGUGCCGAGACUUAUAGUGACUGAGGGCUGUGCCCCAGCGACUAACUAAAAGACAAACAACAAGAAAACUAUAAGAAAUAUUCCAUCCCUGAUCGUGCUGGCGUAUAGCAAACUUUGAUUUGGCGAUAAUCUAUAAUUGAAAGAUCAAAUUUUUUCCGUAUCCCGUAGCGUAGGAAGAAUCGCGAUAACGUCUUCACCACGUAGAUCGUAGCAAAUUAAUAAUACACUUCUCUGUUCUGGUUUCAACUGAAUUUCGAAAUCUGAAAAACUAGUUUAAAAUAUCAGAAACUGUUUCCUUCAAAGCAUUAAUAGCCAUAUUUUUCCCAAGCCAACGGCGCGGCGCGUCGUCCCGUGCGUAAACCUGGGGCGAGAGUACUAAUUCCGCCCGGCUAUUUACACCCAGGGAGAGGAAAGCAUUAGCGAAGUCUAAAGUUCAUCAAUGAUCGCGGGCGUGGGUCACUGAUCUCAAAAUAUGGCUGUUUGCCAGGAGUGAAGAAGGCAAAAAUAUAAAAAGUACAUGUAAGAAAGCCGGGAAAAUCGUUUCACAUAACAAAUUUUAAAACUUUUUUUAUAUUUUAAACGUAAACAUUGGAAGAAUUGAUUUAGUAUGAGAAAUCCGAAAGUAUAGGGCAAGUUUGUUUCAAUUGUUUAUGUGUGACUUUGUACUAAUAUUAAAUAAAUAUAUACUUUGUUCUUGUUGUUCAAGUCUUUCCUGUGGCUGGCUAUGCAUUGUAUCCCAAAGUUUCAUAUUUAAAUUAACUUUUGUAGAAGUUUUUGAUAAAAAGGAAAGCAAAUUAUGUUCAUAAGCGUCCUGUGCGAAUUAAAUUAUUUCAUUUCAAAGUGCGAGUAAUAAGUCGAAGCUCGGGUUGAAGAGUUUAUUUAUAUGGGGAAAAAGCAGUUAAUUUCAAUUCACAUUUAAAAACGUUUUACAUAAAGUUUCGUUUUGAUUUUAUUUGCUUUAUUUUAGUAACAUUAAAAUAAAGCCAAAAGAAAGCAAACUAAUAUACCUACUUUAUGUAUUUUAUUAAUUGAUAGUUCUGUAUUUGAAAGUGUUCAAGUUUCAUCUACUUUUUCCAGGUUUGUACAAAAAGUUUAGAAAACAAUUAUCGUGUUGCCAUGAUAAACAUGAUGUACAACGCGAGUCCGCGUUCAGUGUUGGCAUAAUUACGAAUACUUCGUGUUGAAACAAUAUUUGGAAAAUGUAGGCGUGGGUGGGGUCGUUGCAUGCAUGUAUUUCUUGUUAUGAGAAUAUAUACGCAGGCAAAAUUAUUGCUGACAUUUGAGUUACGUAAUUACUUCCGUCAACGAGAUUAAUUGACCAAUGACAAUUAAAUACUAGGUUUUUCCGGACAAAAACAUAUUAUAGCCAUAGCCAUUUGGGCAGGCGUUUAUUUAACGACGCCCUCUCUUCUUCCUCCCGCACUAAAUGCCUCAUAUCCUUUUAUUUGUAAUGCAGUUAGAAAGGCCUGUUUUUUUUGUCAAUUUUCGCUGGCAUCCGUUAAUCGCUUAUAUAUGCGUCGCAAUAUUAAGGCAGACAUAUUUUAUGCCUAACAUAUCCAGUAUAAUGAGCGUUCAAAUUUCAAGAGCCAAAUUUCUUCAUUUAAAUAGAUUGAUCUUAAUCGUCUGUCUAAGCUUCAAGAAUUUUUCAUUGAGGAAGACACAACCACAGAUCAAGACUUAAUCCCAAAAUCAAAACCAAAAUGGAACCAAAAGAGAUUAUACAGUGAUUCAAGUUGGGAAAAGAAAAGUUAGUUCUGACUUGGAAGUUGCGUUGAAAGAAAAACAUUCUCUAAUUGACGUACAAUGUAUGAAAUCCUUUUAUAUUGUAUUUCUGGACAAUAAUCUUCAUGCAAUUUGAUUGUACAUUGUUACUAUAACCCAAUAUAGUGGUGGCAAAUGUAUAUUAGUUAAUGAAUUAGGACUUCUAAAGUUGAAACUUUGUAUUGAGUUAAUUUAAUGAGUUCCGUUCUUCGC